Molecule: messenger RNA, 2118 nt
Organism: Durio zibethinus
Lineage: Eukaryota; Viridiplantae; Streptophyta; Magnoliopsida; Malvales; Malvaceae
Product: sulfoquinovosyl transferase SQD2-like
Biological process (GO): sulfolipid biosynthetic process; glycolipid biosynthetic process
Cellular component (GO): chloroplast envelope
Molecular function (GO): UDP-sulfoquinovose:DAG sulfoquinovosyltransferase activity
Source: RefSeq, a predicted model, not a curated record
AUAUCAAGUUGCAUUUGUCAUCCAACAAGCUCAUGAUAUUCCCAGCAUAUCCACUUUCUCAUUUUCCUUUGGACUAAGAUUUCAAAGCAACCUUGAUCAAAGAAUCCUGGUUUUUUAUAUGAAACUCCCAUUUCAUUUCAUUAACAAAAAGCUAAGACAAAAAGAGAACUUAUUUUGAGUUGACACUUGCCAUUUUGCCGAUAAGCGUAAACCCAGGGAGCUUCCUUUGGAUACUCCAUUCUCUGCGUGUGCCAUAGGUCUUUCAGAUUGCUUUUCCGAAUCUUCUAGUCCAUGUUAAGCAAUUAAAAAACAAUUCUUUAACUCACUCGUUCGAAAUCCCAACUCAGUACACCUUCCCAUUAUAAUUUAUUCACUGCGACAUCAUGUCCCCUUCUCCAUCUCUCUCUGUAAAGCCUUUUCUUUCUCCUCCUUCCUUCUUGGCCUACCCUUCAAGCAAUUCUUCCUCUUUUUCUUUUACUUUAUACCCUCCCAAUUCUGUUAAAGUUUUGUCUUUUUCUUCUUUUUCAACAAUACCCAUUAGCCCGAUUUGUAAAAGAAGUCACUUUUCUGAGUCUGUAAGAUUGAGGAGUGAGAGGAAUAGAAGGAUAACUGUUGUUAGAGCAAGUAAAAUGACUACUACAGAGGUGAGAGAAGAAGAUGGGGAAGAGGAAAGUCCUCCUUUGAUUGAUUCUGAGAACAAUUCCAGGCCUCGUCGUAUUGCUCUAUUUGUUGAGCCUUCUCCUUUCUCAUAUGUGUCAGGGUAUAAAAACAGGUUCCAGAAUUUUAUAAGAUAUUUACGGGAAAUGGGAGAUGAGGUAAUGGUUGUAACAACACAUGAAGGGGUCCCGCAGGAGUUCUAUGGAGCAAAGUUGAUUGGAUCAAGAAGCUUCCCCUGUCCUUGGUAUCAGAAAGUGCCUCUUUCCUUGGCACUCAGUCCUAGAAUAAUUUCAGAAGUUGCACGGUUUAAACCUGAUAUAAUACAUGCCUCUUCACCUGGGAUCAUGGUUUUUGGUGCCCUCAUUAUUGCAAAACUACUGUGUGUACCCAUAGUGAUGUCUUACCACACCCAUGUUCCAGUGUAUAUCCCAAGAUACACAUUUAGUUGGUUGGUGAAACCUAUGUGGUUGAUAUUAAAAUUUCUUCACAGAGCAGCUGAUCUUACAUUGGUUCCAUCAGCUGCAAUUGGGAGGGAUCUCCAAGCAGCUAGGGUAACUGCAGCUAAUAAGAUUCGUCUUUGGAACAAGGGUGUGGAUUCUGAAAGCUUCCACCCUCGAUAUCGCUUUCAUGAAAUGCGGUUAAAAUUGAGCAAUGGCGAACCAGAGAAACCAUUGGUAAUUCAUGUUGGGCGUCUUGGAGUUGAGAAGAGUUUGGAUUUCCUCAAAAGCGUUAUGGACAGACUUCCAGGAGCAAGAAUUGCUUUUAUUGGGGAUGGACCAUACAGGGAAGAGCUAGAGAAUUUGUUUUCAGGUAUGCCUGCUGUGUUUACUGGGAUGUUACAAGGUGAAGAGCUCUCCCAGGCAUAUGCAAGUGGGGAUGUGUUUGUGAUGCCUUCGGAAUCUGAGACACUCGGGCUUGUUGUUUUGGAGGCCAUGUCUUCAGGAAUCCCUGUGGUGGGUGCUCGUGCUGGGGGAAUCCCAGAUAUAAUUCCUUCAGACCAAGAGGGCAAAACUGGCUUUCUCUUUACUCCUGGGGAUGUUGACGACUGCUUGAGCAAGUUGGAGCCCCUUUUACAAAAUAAGGAACUGAGAGAAACCAUUGGCAAAGCUGCACGUGUAGAAAUGGAGAAGUAUGAUUGGAAAGCAGCCACUAAGAAGAUACGCAAUGAACAAUACAAUGCUGCCAUUUGGUUUUGGCGAAAGAAGAGAGCGCAGCUACUGAGACCUCUGCAAUGGCUGGCGAAACGCCUUUUCGGGUCGCCAGAAGUCAACUAUAGGUGAUUUGGAUAUAUUACAUAGGUUUGCUUGGUAUAAUUAAAGGAAAUAGCAUGUUUAUGGUGAUAUGUAUGAUUGAAUUUUUUGAAAACUAAAAUUCAUUGGUUCCAUGGAUAUCUUGCGUAGGAAUGAUAACAAGUCGGAUCCAAGCAGAUUUUUGCUCGUUUCGAAUAUGAUCCGAUUUUAU